AAAUUUGCCACUUGAAAGCUUUUAGAUUUUUCUACAAUAAACCUCAAGUAGGUGCAGUUAUUUAAAUAUUCACAUGCGAAAUUAAAAUGUUGACUCAGUUGUGUACGAAAUUUAGUUCCGUUCAGUUCAUAGUUUACAAUGAAAUCUAUUACAAAAAGGAAAUUUUUUAAAUUUCUCUCAAGAAUUUCCACAAUUCAUGGAUUAAAUUACAUUAGUGAUCGAAAGACAUCAAAAAAGUCGAAAAUAUUUUGGAUAACCGCGUUUAUUUUGUCAUUUUUGGGAUGCUUUUUCUUCUUUUUGCAGGUUUAUGAAAAAGUUUUUGUGGUGCCGGAUAUGUCAGCAAAAAUUACGUAUGAACCAUUUGUAUUGCAUCCAUUUCCAGCGAUUACAAUUUGUCCUUAUAAUAAGCUGCCAUACAAAGCAUCAAAAAUUGCUGAUCUUUUGGAGAAACUAGAUUCAUCAGAAUUGACAGCAGAUGAAGAACUUCAGCUUGAAAUCUCAUCUCAAACUUGUCAGAAAAUGACUUACAAUUCUGAAAAUAUAGUCUCAAACUUUUCAGAAAUCAACAUUGUGGAUUAUUUAUCAAAAAUUCAAUUCAACAAAUCCGAAAUUAUUCCAAAAUUUAUUCUCGGCGACCACAUAAACCAAACUGACCCAUUUUUGACACGAGUCUUCACAUGUAAUGGAUUUUGUGUCACUUUUAACCAACUUGAUUUUGAUGAAAUUUUUACCAACGAAAUUCACGAUGAUUUUAAGGUUUACAGUCAUGGAAGGAAGUCCAAUUGGACAUUGGCUAAUGGAUACACUUACCCUGAUGAACCUGGCUUGUAUCCAAUUCAAAUGUCAUUCUCAUCAUCAAACACAUUUAAUGCAAUUCUGAUUCAAAAUAAAAUGAACAUUGACGAACAAUGUCGGCCAUUUCGACGCGGAUUUGAAAUUUACUUCCACUUACCAAAUGAAAUAUUGACUCCAUUUGCACCGUCAAUAAAUUUAAAUAACAUCAAUAAAGACAAUUUAAUUCAAUUUAAAGCAGAAAGCUUUGAAAUGUCAUCGGACAUGAAGACAUACAGCGUCGAGGCUCGUCAGUGCUAUUUUUAUGCAGAAAGAAAUUUACAAUUUUUCAAGUCGUACACCGAGAACAACUGUCAAAUUGAAUGCUUGUCUAAUAAAACUAUAGAACAAUGUGGAUGUGCCAAGUAUCAUAUGCCACGUGGCAAAGAUACAAGAAUUUGCAUGGGAAAUGAUUCAGUUUGUGUCUCAAAAGUUGAUGCUGAUCAUGAUUUAAAAAUUGAUUAUUAUUCAUGUGAUUGCUAUCCACCUUGUACAGACCUUAAGUAUGAGCUAUUCUCAUGGACUGAUGCUGAUCUUGAUGAUGGUUUUAGUCUUGGAGAUCAUUUUAAUUUAGAUGAUUUGAACAAUGUUUCAGAUAGAAAAAUCACAACUUUAAUUACAAUUAAAAAUGCCAUUACUCCACUCCUUCUACGAACAAGCUUCUCAGCAUAUCAAAUGCAGCAAUUUAUCUCAGAUUUUGGCGGUUUAUUGAGUCUGGCAAUGGGAUGUUCAAUUCUGUCGAUUGUUGAGCUCAUUUACAAUGCUUUUAAUAUUAAAAAUGAGCCGGAUGACGAGGAUGACGACGAAGAAAAUUUAAAAAAUUGUAAAACAAAUUAA
Messenger RNA from Chironomus riparius, 1668 nucleotides. NCBI's taxonomy places the organism in Eukaryota, Metazoa, Arthropoda, Insecta, Diptera, Chironomidae. The record is from the annotation of a GenBank genome assembly.